GAGGUGCUGUGGCCCCACACACCGCUCGCAUGAGGUCGCGGCGCACAACGACAACGGCUGAAAGGUGGCCGAGUGUUGGGUGUUGGUGGUGGAGGGGGUGGAACAACCCCGGAAGUUUGGGGCUUCAUCUGGACCACCCCCCACACACACACACACUUUUGGUGACAGGAUCGAGGGUGGGGGUGACUGUGUCAGUUGCCGCUGGUGCACGACAGUGGGUCGGUGGUGUGUCAAGUGACAAAACCACCGCAGCGACGUCAACAUCAUCCGAGUCGAGGUUGCGGACAGCGAGUGGUGGGGGAGGGGGGGUGGUGGCAGAUCGUUGUCGUCGGAGGAGGAAAGCGACCGAGCCUGUCGCGAGUUCGUCUUCACCCGCUGGAAGUCGCGGCUUGAGAUGAAGCACUCAGCCGCGGGGAUUUACUGAGUUUCGCCGGAGCCGGCACUGCCAAGGCACGUUCAAGGCACGUUCAAGGUGCGCGGGACAUGCUGGUGCGCUGGCGGCGGAGGCACGACCGUCCCGGUGGGAUCGCAGACCGCUCUCGCUGACAUGACCAGGGACGAGCGAGAGGCAGCAGCUCAGCUGGCCCGAGAGGCUGUCGCUAUUGUGGCCAAGUACGACAAGGGCCGCGAGGACGGAGUGGAAAUCGACCCGUGGGAAGAUGCCGACUUCCGGAUCUAUAGAGUCACCGAUCGCUUUGGAUUCCUCCACAACGAAGACCUACCAGUUCCAGAUGCGCUGGAGGAGAAGCAAAAGCUGUUGGAGAUCGAGCGGACAGACAAGUGGCUGAAAAUGCUCAAGACCUGGGACAAGUACCGGAACAGCGACAAGCUGUCCCGGAGGGUGUACAAGGGUGUUCCGCUGCAGCUCAGAGGAAAGUUGUGGUUGCUGCUGCUCGAGGUGGCACGUGCUCACUCCGACAACAAAGGCGUCUACGAGAGGAUGCGAAGGCAGGCACGGGAGCGCUCUCCCGACCUUCGGCAAAUUGACCUCGACGUCAACCGGACGUUCCGCAACCACAUCAUGUUCCGCGAGCGCUACGGGGUCAAGCAGCAAGAACUUUUCCACGUGUUGGCGGCGUACUCCGUUUACAAUUCGGACGUGGGCUACUGCCAGGGCAUGAGCCAAGUCGGCGCGCUGCUGCUGAUGUUCCUCGGGGAGGAGGAUGCCUUCUGGGCCCUUGUCCGUCUCAUGAGCAGCAACAGGCACACCAUGCAGGGUCUCUUCAUGCCAGGGUUUCCCAAGCUCCUUCGGUUUCAGGAGCACCACGACCGCAUCCUGAAGAAGCUCCUGCCCAAGCUCAAGAAGCACCUCGACUCGGAGGAGAUGUACACGACUCUCUACAGCACCAAGUGGUUCCUGCAGUGCUUCCUCGACAGAACGCCGUUCACGCUGGCGCUGCGGCUCUGGGACGCUUACAUCCUGGAGGGCGACCGCGUCAUGACAGCCAUGGCCUACACGACGCUCAAGCUGCACAAGAAGCGGCUGAUGACCAUGGGCAUGGAGGACCUCAUGGAAUACCUGCAGGACAGCCUGGCGCAAGACUUCAUGUACGAAGACGACUUUGUCCUGGACCAGCUGCAUCUGUCGGUGACGGAGCUGCGCCGGAUGAAGCUCGAUGUCCCUCCCCCAGUCAGCAGGCUCUUGACCCUGCCCCGUGUUCUCUGCCGACGUUACAGCUUUGGCUGGUGUCGGCGGGUCGACCGCCGCCAAGGUCACUAGUGUUUAAAUCGCAGG
This is a messenger RNA of Lethenteron reissneri (Far Eastern brook lamprey), 1735 nucleotides long. RefSeq names its product USP6 N-terminal-like protein. Gene Ontology annotation, molecular function: GTPase activator activity; small GTPase binding. The record is from RefSeq and is a predicted model, not a curated record. Lineage: Eukaryota; Metazoa; Chordata; Hyperoartia; Petromyzontiformes; Petromyzontidae. Gene Ontology annotation, biological process: regulation of GTPase activity.